CUGGCCCACCCCCCGCUCACGCUGCACCUGGAAUCCCUCCUCGUAGAGACGCCUCCCAGCUCGUACAAAACUUCGCAACCCUCCACCCCCUUCGUCUCCCACACAUCGACAGCAUCACGCAGUAACUGCAAGAAAUCGACAAAAUGGGAAAGGUUCACGGAUCGCUCGCCCGUGCUGGCAAGGUCAAGUCUCAGACCCCCAAGGUUGAGAAGCAGGAGAAGGCCAAGACCCCCAAGGGCCGUGCCAAGAAGAGACUCACAUACACCCGCCGUUUCGUGAACGUCACCCUCACCGGUGGCAAGAGAAAGAUGAACCCCAACCCCGGCUCCUAAGCAGAUCGCCACCGUUCUCUUAAGUUGGAUGUCCCGCUUCAUAUAUGAGAGCAGCACGAAAGCAUGACCAGGCCUGGACGACUUUUUUCAUUGAAUUGGGGGAAAAGCGACAUGAGAAUGGCAAGGAAAGUGGGUACGGAUGGAGGCGGAAACGUCAAAGAAGUCUUCUGCCCAUGAGCACAUUCUCGUCCGGCAUGCCUGACGGAGUUAUAUUGGUUGUUCUACCUACACGAAAUGUACAUGCUUUGACAUUUUCAUCACGGGGCGUCACACGCCUUUACUGCUCGAGCUGCACACGCAAUAUUAGGGUUAUGGUAGUCUGGUCCUUUCUAGGCAAAGGUGGGAAAUGGAAACAAAAAAACGCCAAAUGCAAUGAAUUUCUGGUUCAUCAUGCGCUCGC
This is a messenger RNA of Microdochium trichocladiopsis, 732 nucleotides long. Its product is annotated as ribosomal protein S30. Lineage: Eukaryota; Fungi; Ascomycota; Sordariomycetes; Xylariales; Microdochiaceae. The coding region runs from base 144 to 332 and encodes 62 amino acids. Gene Ontology annotation, cellular component: ribosome; cytosolic small ribosomal subunit. Gene Ontology annotation, molecular function: structural constituent of ribosome. The record is from RefSeq and is a predicted model, not a curated record. Gene Ontology annotation, biological process: translation. The transcript is spliced from 4 exons.